Molecule: messenger RNA, 1981 nt
Organism: Oldenlandia corymbosa var. corymbosa
Lineage: Eukaryota; Viridiplantae; Streptophyta; Magnoliopsida; Gentianales; Rubiaceae
Source: the annotation of a GenBank genome assembly
AAUUACAGCAAUUCAAUAAAAAAAAGAUUGGGGGGUUAGGAAUCUGGAGGAGAUAAAAAGAACAAAAUCAAAACUCAAAAGCAAACAACCAUCACGACUUCUGCAUUAAUACACGCCUUUGACUUUGAUCUUCUUUUCGUGAAUUCGUCUUUGUCAUUUACCAGGACUAAUCUUUUCAUUCCUCGAAGGUCCCCGAGCGCCACCGCGACUCAGCCCUCAGGCGAAACAGAAACCUCUUCGCCGCCUCCCGGAAAAUUGUUCACGCGCCGGACGUCUGAGCCAUGUGGAGAAACUCAGUGAGUUUCUCAGCCAAACUCGUUUCUUCCUCGACCCUCAAGAAUGUAAAAUCCCCAUUUGGUCACUCUAUUGAUAGCUACAAUUAUGCCAUCGGGAGCACAGUUUUCCACUCUCAAUUUUACUCGGCGACAUCAACCACCGUUGCCUCAUCCGCCGUUGAAUCCAUCAAAUCGGAGGCUGGUCGGGCACUCGGAUCCACUGUACUCGAUACGAAGUCGUUGUCCGCGUUUUCUGCCUCCAAAUUGCGAGAUGCCGCUAGAUAUUACGGCCGCUGUUACUUUGAACUCUCUAAAGCUCGACUCAGCAUGUUAGUUGUUGCUACGUCGGGUACUGGGUAUAUCCUUGGAAGUGGCAGUGCUAUUGAUUAUGUCGGAUUGUGUUGCACAUGUGCCGGUACAAUGAUGGUGGCAGCGUCAGCCAACACCUUAAAUCAGGUUUAUGAAAUAAAAAAUGACUCCCUUAUGAAGAGAACCAGGAACAGACCGUUACCUUCUGGUCGUCUUACUGCUCCUCAUGCCAUCACCUGGGCUGCUUCUGUCGGUUUUGCUGGCACUGGUUUAUUAGCUUGGCAGACUAAUGCAUUGGCUGCUGGGCUUGCUGCCUCUAACCUUGUCCUCUAUGCAUUUGUGUACACUCCCCUGAAGCAAAUUCAUCCAGUAAAUACUUGGGUCGGUGCUGUUGUUGGUGCUAUUCCUCCUCUUCUUGGGUGGGCAGCAGCCGCUGGUGAAGUUACACUGAAAUCUAUGAUUCUCCCUGCUGCUUUAUACUUUUGGCAAAUACCUCAUUUUAUGGCCCUUGCAUAUUUGUGUCGGAAAGACUAUGCAGAUGGAGGGUUUAAGAUGUUCUCCCUUACUGAUGCUUCUGGUCGGAGAACAGCCAUGGUUGCCUUGAGGAAUUGUUUGUAUCUGCUUCCAUUGGGUUACCUAGCCUAUGACUGUGGAAUAACUUCUAGCUGGUUCUGCUUCGAAUCAACAAUCCUUGCUCUAGCAAUAAGUGGUACCGCCAUGUCUUUCUACCUUGAUCGCACAACAAAGAGUGCUAGGAGAAUGUUCCACGCUAGCCUGUUGUACCUUCCUGUAUUUAUGUCUGGGCUUCUGUUACAUCGGCAGUCUGGAAACCAGCAGUAUCAAAAGGUUGACAAUUUGCACAAAUCUUUUGAUACAUCUGCAUCCUCAGAACUGAUGGUGGAUGAGACUGACACUAGCAACGAGCCAAGAAGGUCCAAGAGUAAAAGUGCUGGUCCUCGAGGAAGACCGCCUGUGGCGUAUGCAUCAGCUGCACCAUUCCCCUUCUUACCAGCUCCAACAUAUGUACCGCACUGAGAUAGCGAAUUUUGAUCUCCUUUUUUUCUUUUCUUUUUUUCCUUUCUUUUUCAAUAAUGAUUUGGUCGGUGUAUAAUAUUUGCAUCUGUUUUUCUCCUUAAACGUUUUUUUGUGGAUAUAGACAAGAAAAAGAGCUUCUUAUAACUCACUCUCCACCCAACAGAAAGGAAAUUAAUGCCAUGCUUAUGGUUUUUCCCUUAGACUGCAUCAGAUUUGUCCCCCAUCUAAAAUUUGGGACAGUAAAUGUUAGGUUCAUACCAUUCAUUGUAAAAGUACAUGUACUUGUGAUGAUCAUGAAGUUACUAUGAUGGAUUACGACUCCGACAUUGAUAUGGCCUGUGUCACUGUUGUAUUCAUUUUCG